Messenger RNA from Caenorhabditis bovis, 3000 nucleotides. NCBI's taxonomy places the organism in Eukaryota, Metazoa, Nematoda, Chromadorea, Rhabditida, Rhabditidae. The record is from the annotation of a GenBank genome assembly.
AUGGCGGCGACUGCUGGACCAAGUACUUCCAGCUUGUCGGCGACGCAGCUCAGUGAUAUAAUUGAAUGCCCAAUCUGCUACACGGUAUACAACAAGCCGCUUCAGAUGAGUUGUGGACAUACACUUUGUGCAAACUGUAUUGAAAAAUUGGUGGAAGUUGCAAGACUUCAACCUGCCGGCGCCGCAGCUGAUCGAGCUGCAUUAGCUGCUGCCGCCGCUGCAGUGGGCGGAAUGAUUAACGGGAAUCAAGGAAAUCAGCAGCGCAACAUGGGAGGACUCGUUCCGAUGGAUGUGGUGAUGGACUUUGAGCAUAUGCUCGGCCAAGCUGGAGGUCCGAUUCGCGGAAUGAUGCCGUUUCCAGCGCGCGGUGCUGCUGGACAAAUGCUGUUCGGUUUCCGUCGAAACCGUCAGCAAGCCGCUGCCAAUCAAAAUGGUGGCAUUGAGAUUAAAUGUCCAGAGUGCCGCAAACCAACAAUUGUUCCACCAGAUGGCCUUCCUGUCAACUAUCGCGUUCAAGAUAUUGUUGCUAAAAUGGCCAACAGUGCAAAUGCCAAAAAUGAGCCACAGUUGAAACCUCGCUGCAAAACGUGUGACGAAGUGCUUUCGCAAGGAGUCUAUUUUGACUGCAACGAGUGCGGCGAGAAUGGAGCGAAGUUAUGCUCGACGUGUGCGAUAAGAUCGCAUAAUGGCCACGCGAUAGUGGAACGACGUGCGAUAACAGAUAGCGAUAUUAAGGCGAUGAAAGAUAAGAUUAAUGUUCAUGCUGGAUUGGCUUUCCAGGCUCUCGAUGAGCUCCAACCGAAAGUCACCAAUUGUACUAACAUUAUAAAUGAGAAAAUAGUGAAGGUUUUGCAAGAUGCUCUUGGCUUUUUUGAGAAAAUGUCAUCGUCUAUUGACCAGAAUAUAGACCCAUCGUCGACGAUUGAUGAACUCACUUCAGAGAUUAACAAAGCCGCAAGAAUGGCGGAGAUUUAUCGCGAAGCUGUGAAUCACGCUGAUGAGUUGAUUGUCAAGCGUAUAACAGAAGCUGUUACAGAAUUCAUUACCCCAAUUAAGAGCUUAUUUUUGGAACUUGGUGUGCCACCACAACCUGAGACGGCCGAAGGUCAACAAAAUGACGCACGAAUUGCUGAAAACGCGCAACAGGCACCUGCCGAGCGCGUUGAAGGCCAACAGGAGGGAUUUGUGCCGGAGGCACCGCAAGACGUUGAAAAUGCACCUCAAAACGAUCAACAACCCGCGCAGCCAAUGGAUGUUGAAGAAGCGCCGAAUGAGCCACCAGAGGCGGUUAAUAAUGUCCGACCACCUCAAGCAGUUGUGAAUGAAGAAAAUCUUGCAAGGUUGCCUAACAAUGAUGUAAUUAACUACAUGCUGAUGCGCGAACGUCACCGCGAUAGACUGCGCAAUCAAAAUCAGAACCAGAAUCAGCCCGCUGCUGCUAGACAGCCGGUUGCUGUACAGCAACAGGCGCCGAUGGCUCAGCAACCGUUGGUUCCGCAGCCAGCGGCUCCACAGCAGCAAGCUGGAAUGUAUAAUAAUGCCCCGAACGGACACUAUCCGAGAGCGUUCCGCCAUAUUCCACUUCCUCAUAUGCAUAUGAAUCAGAAUUACAACAACCAGGGACCAGCGCAGCAACGUCAAUUGCAACAACAGAUGCAACAGCAAAUGCCACCAGGACAAGGUUUUAUUCUCGGAAUACCUAAUGCGAUGAUGGGAAUGGGCGGCGAUCGGGUUGAUCGUGGACGAAAUGGUGUACAGGCCAACUAUCGGGAUAUGAUAAACCUCAACUACAUGCCGAAUCAGCAAGGCGAAAUUGUGUUUGAGAUGCGAAUGCGACCGUUCCCGCAGAACGCCAAUCAUGGAAUUCCGCCGCAACCAAUGCUUCCGCCGAUUCAUGGUCCGAUUCCACAUGGUUACGCACCGAUGAUGGCACCACCAAAUCGUCGUGCCCUUCCGCCCGGCAAUGAUGCCAAUCGUCGACGGCGUGAUGAUAAUCCACCGAAUAAUAUUAAUCCUAUGGAUGACCAUAAUGCCCCACAACCGCCACCGGAACCACGUCGAGAGCAUAUCGAGAUGAUUCAAGCGAAUAUUCAACAAGAGUUGCAAAAUUUUGACGAGCGCCUUCGAAUGCUUCAUGAGCAAGGACUUGCACAAGAAGCAGCCGCUGCUGCCGCCGCCGCCGCUGCCGCCGCAGCGGCUAGACCUGUUCCAGAUUUCCCAGUGAAUCCUGCUAAUAUUGAUGCUGUUGUUCAUGUCGACGUUGUCGAGCAACAACAGCAGCAACCGGAACAGCAGCCACAACCGGAGGUACAGCAGCCAGAACAAUUGCAGCCUCCGCACGAGUUGGAUCCUGUGGAGGAGAUGGAGGUCCCAGAGCAGGAGCAACAACAACUACCCCAGCAAGAAGGGCACCCACCACCUGAUCAACAGCCCGAUGAUAUCCAAGAACCAGUUGAAGAUCAAGUUGAAGAGCAACCGCCAGUUGAAAGUAACGACGAUGUUGCUGAUGAAUCACAAGAAGCAGAAGAGGCCGAGCAAUCGAAUUCGCGUCGUCAGCGUCGUAUGAGAAUUGCCGCUGCCAAUGAGGUCGAUGAUAGUGCCUCGUCACCGCGUCGUGGCAAGCGUGUCGAUCCUGUUGAGCGCACUAAGAGACUCAUGGAGACAAUUAGCAUAACUCCGGGAAGACGUGGAGCUACAACAACUGUUCAAAAUGAAGGACCAUCGGGAUCUCAAGCAAGAAACGAGGGCCCAGCGGUGAAGAAGGUCAAGAAGGAAGUUGACUCGUCAGUGGAAGAAGAAUGGAGCGACGAAUCGGUUCCAUCGCCCCCGAUGAAGAGAUUGAGACGCCGCAAGCAGUUGAAUACGCGUGCUUCUUCGAAUGCAAUUGAGAGUGAGAGUUCUGAAGGAAUUUCGCCAACGGCCGAAUCACUGGAUGUGCGAACUAGACGAGGCCGUCCAACUCGCAACGCUGCAGCGGGAAACAAUGAUGUCAUUCCAUAA